Molecule: messenger RNA, 2835 nt
Organism: Halichondria panicea
Lineage: Eukaryota; Metazoa; Porifera; Demospongiae; Suberitida; Halichondriidae
Product: tripartite motif-containing protein 3-like
Exons: 3
Coding region: 102-2720 (872 amino acids)
Biological process (GO): protein monoubiquitination
Molecular function (GO): zinc ion binding; protein binding; ubiquitin protein ligase activity
Source: RefSeq, a predicted model, not a curated record
UUUUUACUACUGCAUGUACUGUAUGUAAGUACAUGCAGCAGUGAGCUAGCUAGGUGCUGUAGCCUAUAGAUUUAGCAAGAGAAGAAGUAAUCCACUGGGCCAUGGCUCACAGGACUCAUACAUCAAAAACUAGGAGCAGCACUUUCAGAGCAAAAAUCCGAGAAGAAUUGAUAUGUGCUAUUUGUCUGGAUUUUCUCAGUGAGCCCAAGGUUCUCAGUUGUGCCCAUUCAUUCUGCCUUGCCUGCUUGAAACAGACCAUACAAAGCAAGUACAAGUAUGGAGCUGGAUCUGAGCUACAGAAAGGCGACCUGGAGUGCCCCAGCUGUCGACAAGUCACAAGACUACCCCCGGGCUCUGUACAGGAGCUCGUUACCAACUAUGCCCUAAAGCGACUCGUUGCUCUUGUUUCCGAACCAGAAAAGAAAACCACAAGAAAACUGUUAUCUUCGAGGAGCCAGUCCUUAAUCCAAGCAAUCAACUGUCCGCAGCAUAUGAGGUCGAUCGAGUUUUUCUGCCAAGACUGCAAUGAGUUGCUUUGUCCAAAAUGCACCAGCUCCACUCAUCGAGGACACAACUUUGAAGACACUGACAAAGUGCUGCCUCAGCAGAUACAAACACUACGGAGCUUAAUCCAACCAGCUUGUGAGGUGGCCACAAGAGCUGAGGGAAUGAUAGAGCAACUUUACAAGGAGAAGGAUAUGAUCUCAAAUAAUACUCAAAGCACAUUUGAAGCAAUCGAGCUAUAUUUCAAGAAGAUCCGAAAAGUUAUCGAGCAACGAGAAUCAGCUCUCAAGUCUACCGUGCAGAAGUACAGUGAUGUCAAAUUGAAUCGACUUGACUCGCACAAUCAAAAACUACAGAAUCACCAUGAUGCCAUUCUAGUGAAAGUUGCAGAACUUGAAAGACUCAUUGAUAGCAACGACUUCUCUACACUCUUCCUUCGGAGACAAGCCAUUAGUGAAGAUCUCGAGGCCAAAGAACAGUCAGUCAUGGCCGUGGGUGAACUACUACAACAGUCAUGUGAUCAAGGCUCCCUGCUGUUUCGAGAGAGUCAGAGUCCGAGUGCCUUCGCUGAGACUGGCAUACUGAAUGAACGUCAACAAAAACCGAAUUCUCCGUUUGUCACACUCCGUAGACUGGUUGUGAGCGAGGAAGAGGACCCUUACCUAGACGUGCCGCUGAGGUUCGAAGAUGAACAGAGCCAACCUCCGCAAAAGCAAGUGAGGGUUGAUGAAACUAAAUCAAGCAUUGAGUACGAGCCAGAGGGGAAACCAAGUAAAUCAAGCAGCCUCUACGACGUCCCUCAACCGUUUCCCAAGUCCUCCCAUCAACAGCUAUCUGUGAAUCCUCAGGUACCUCCGAGGAAAUCUUUAAGGAUUAUUAGAGAACCCUCCCCUCCACAACUGCCCCCUAGACCAAGGUCUCGGAGGGUUACCCCGAACACGGCACGCCCACACAAUAUCACAGGCUGGGACAAUGAGUAUCAGAACUAUCAGCCGAGAUCUCUCCAAUUGGACAGUCCUAAAGCGAAAGCCAUGACGCUCCCUUCCUCUCGUUUUAUACGAUCAAGCUCUACUUCGUCUGUGAAUCCAAUUCUCUCAGACUCCAGUGAUAGUGAGGGCUACGAUGAUCUAGAUGACUUCUGUGGCCCCAAGCCUAAGCCCCGCACCAAGCCACCUCCCAUCCCAUCAAACCAUCCCAACCGUCAUCCUCCUCGCCCAAAACCAAAACCAAAGCCAAGAAAAAUAAGCGAUGCAAACACGGGCCCAAUUUCUUCUAAAAAGCUACAUGUCAGUAAGAAACGCUCCGUCACUCUCCCUGAUGACAUUGUUUACCCUCCCCUGCCUCCAAAAGAAGCACCUACCGUUGUACAACCUGUCAAAAUCAUCGGCAAUGAGAUGUUGUCUUCUAAAUCCAUGCAAGAGACGGUUUAUCCGAACGGAAUCUGCUGUUUUGUCGAGCUGAAUGGGCACUUCGUCGUCACAGACGUCUACAACCACUGCCUCCGUGUGCUUGACAGUAAUGGAGCUUAUCUCGAGACGAUUGGCAAAGAGGGAAGAACAGGAGGACAGUUCAAAGAGCCAUCAGCGAUCGCCAUCGAUUCUGAUAAUAAUUUGUAUGUGACUGAGCGAGACAAUCCUAGAGUUCAAAAGUUCACUUCUAACGGCAAGUACCUGACAAGGUUCGGACAGAAGACUCUUCUUGGCAGUCAGCUGGGUGACCCUAUGGGCAUUGCACUAACCUCCGAUAAUUCCAUACUCAUUUCAGACUGGGACAAGAACGAGAUCAUCAAAAUUUCCAAACUUGGGAAAUUAGAAAAAAUUGGCGAAGAAAACAACUUGCUCAAAUUUCCAGCUGGACUGGCAAUCAAUCAUCUAGGAAACGUACUAGUUACGGAUCGUGGAAAUCACUGUAUUUGGGAGGUCACGAUUCACGGAGACGUGGUCCAGAGGAUAGGCAGCAAAGGAACGCGUCCUGGACAGUUCCUCUUUCCUUAUGGCAUCAUAGUGCUUAGUAACAAAUCGAUUGUGGUCACUGAGAGUGGGAACAAUCGUGUGUCGAUAUUUUCCGAGAAUGGAUCGUUUAUUCGUUGUUUUGGCGAGAAAGGAUCUGAUCCCGGACAGUUUGACCAUCCUAGGCAUCUGUGUGUGGACAAUUGUGGACAUGUCGUAGUUGUAGACCAAAUGAACCAGAGACUACAAAUGUUCAAUGUUAGCUGAGUUUAGUUUAUUUUUUGCUUGGUAGUCUAUGUUUAUAUUAUUUUUAUUUAGCUGCUGUAUUUAAUUGUUGUGAUUAUGGAAUGUACUCUACUUUUAAUUAUACUUGUAUGUGAUG